AGUUCUCUAUAACGCGGUCUCCGGGAGCCAGCGGGGAAGAAAGAAGCCGAGCGGGCGGAAGGCGCCCUCCCCGCCGCCUGGGCCCGGGCACCGGGUGCCGGGCCCGGGGUCCUUCCCGCCUCCCGCGGCUGCCGGCCGCUUUGUUUCCCCGGCCUCGGCCGCUCCGGGCUCCUCGAGACUUGGUGGUGGGGGGCGCCCGCCGGGGGCUGCUCCAGGAACGCGGCGGCAGCGGAGGGCGACCGACCCGCGCCGCGACUCGCAGGGACCCAGGAGUCCGGCCGCCCCGGAGGGCCGCGCGACGAGAUCCAGGACGGAGCCCCGAGCUCCGCGGGCCGGGGGCGCCCGUGAGCGGAGACCUCCCCGUCGAGGGGGGGCGAUGUUCCCCUCGCCCGUGGGAUCUUCGGGCAACCCGGGCAUCCCCCCGCCGCUGGGACCCGGGCCCCCGCCGGGGGCACCUCUGCAGGCGGUUCCAUGGAGACUCUGUGCCCCGCGCCCCCUCUCGCGGUGCCGGCGUCCCCGCGAGGGUCGCCCUGCUCUCCCGCUCCCCGGAAGCCGCGUCGGGGGACCCAGGAGUUCUCUCCGCUGUGCCUGCGUGCCCUUGCCUUCUGCGCCCUUGCCAAACCCCGGGCGUCCUCUCUGGGCCCGGGCCCCGGGGAGCCUGCGCCGCGGCCCCCGCUGCUGCUAGGCCCUCGCGCCCCCCUGUGCACCGGCGCCUGCGCCCCAGAUGGCCCGAAGCCGCCCGCGGGACCGGCCGCGCGGUCCAGCGAUCCCGACCCGGCGGCCCACCAGGAUGCGGACGCCGCAGUGUGCCCGAGCCGCGACGAGGAGGAAGAGGGCGGAGGCGGCUGCCCGCGCUGGGGCGCUCGCUCGGGCGAACCUCCCGGCCGCUGCCCGGCGGCGCCCCGCCGCCCUCGGGACUCUCCGAGCGGCUCCGCCCCGGCUCUCGACUCGGCGCCCGACCCCGCCGCGAGUCCGCCGCGGGAGCCCAGCGCCCGGCCGCCGCCGCCGCCACCUGCGGGCCGCGCCGGGGCCGCGCCGGAGCCGUCGCCGCCGGGCCCGGCCGCAGCCGAGCAGGGCAGCGCCGCCACGGCCGCCCAGCCCUCGACGGCCGCCGCCGCCGCCCCGGCCGCGCCCGGCCACCUCCGCCAGGAACACUUCGACCGUCUGAUCCGCCGCUCGAAACUUUGGUGUUACGCGAAGGGCUUCGCUCUCGACACCCCGACUCUGCGCCGGGGGUCCGAGCGGCCCCCCGCCGCCAAGGGGCCUGCUCGCGGAGCCCCGAAGAAACGGCGGCGGCCGCCGACGCCCCCGCGCCGCAGCGCGCAGCCCCGCCGGCCCGCCCCGACGCUGCCCACGUCCAGCACCUUCUGCCUCCUGGACUGCUUCCCCUGCCCCGCGGCGCUGGUGGUGGCCGAGGACGGAGACCUGGGGCCCGCCUCUUCGCUGCGCCUCCAGGGAGACGCCAAGCCGCCGCCGGCCCACCCGCUCUGGAGGUGGCAGAUGGGGGGUCCCGCGGUCCCUGAGCCCCCCGGCCUCAAAUUCUGGGGCAUCAACUGGGAAGAACGCUGAGCAGGAGCGCUCCAGUACCACAAGGGGAAAACGGGGGGAUGCGUGGAGCCCACAGCCGCCUCGUUUCUUACCUCUGGCCUGUGUUACGGGCUGUGGUUGGAGGGCCCCCGGGUGACAGUGCGGGGCCAGCACCUCACUGGCUGCAGUGACACCCUCGCCCCCUUCGCCGAGGGAGCGGAACCGAGCGCUGGAAUCCGGAGAAAGGCUUAAGAGAUUCCAACCCUCCCUCUCCCCAUCUCGGGGGCUGGAGGGGGGGGGCGGGCCUGCACCCCAGAGGGAGCCCGGGAGGCUCCGAGAAAAACAGAGAGACCGAGCUUGGUGAUGGACAAACUGGUGGUUUCCGAGGGGGUGUGGGGGCAGUGGUGGGGGUGGGGAAGUGAUUGACAGCUCCCUGGGGGGUGUCCCCCACCACCAUCCCCCACCUUUAACCCUUCACUCCCCUCUGCCGCCCCCAGAGCUGUUUGGGGAUUGGGGGCAGCUUGGGGCGGGGGAAGAUGCCCGCGCCCUCUGCUGCUCCUAGCCCCCCCCCACCCAGGCGGGGCACCCUCGGUUAGUGAGAUCUGUCUCCCCAUCAGACUUUCCCUUUUGUUGAGUUUCAGAGUUUCUUCAGUUUUCUCUGUUUGUUUCAGUUCCUAAGGCCUGGGGAGGUAAAAGCGGACCCCCCCCAAGUCAGCCCCCUCCCCCAGUUUACAGCUCUCUGAGCGUGAGGGGCGGGGUUGAGGGUCCGCCUCCCCUCCCCAAAUGCAGCCGGGACCUGGGGACCGGCCGAGAUCAUUCCAGGCAAAGGAAAGGAAGGUGGAAGAAAGCAACAACGUCAGACCCUUUCGGGGGCCUCUCCACGGGCCUGGGGGGUGGGGCGGGGCGGGGGUGCGUAGAGGACAGGCCUGGGGCCCUGUCCGGGCACCCAGACGCAGCCCCCCGGGAACGGCAGCGGCAGCGAUUUGUGGAGCGGUUAAUGGAGGGGCCAGGAGGCGGGAAGGGGCGCUGGCGCGGGGCUGGGGCUGGGCCCAGAUACCUUCAGCGCCCCCCACCUCCAAGCAGGCAUUUCGGGAGUUGUCAGGGACCUGAUGGAUCCGCAGGGGGCAGGGCCAGGGGAUUAGUUCGGAGGUCAGAGGUUCUGUUUUCCAGGGGGGAGGGGAGAGAUCGGCCCAGGCCACGCCCUCUGAACCCCUGGGGUCGGAGCAAGGCCCGAGCCCUCCCACUCCCUCCCCCCAACACCCCGCAGGUGAGGUCCCGGAGAAGGCUUUGGGGGGAGAUUCCUGGUUUGGGUGCAAGGUGGGGGCGCUGGGAGUUGGGGAUCUGCGCGAGCACCAGGGGUCCCAGUGGUCCUUAUCCCCCCAUGAGUGAAGAGCACCCUUUCUCCCCCAAAACCGGGCAAGGGAGGAGCAAUUCCCACGAACUGGGCAGGGACUGGUCUCCUUUUCCGUGAAAAUGCUUUGUAAAAAGUUGUUAUUGUUUGCAUAGGGCAGAUUCUCCAGAAAAACUGUCUCUUGGACCCCAAAAGAUUUGUUUGUUUUAGAA
Sorex araneus (European shrew) is the source of this 3090-nucleotide messenger RNA. It is a transcript of the gene EPOP, whose product is annotated as elongin BC and polycomb repressive complex 2 associated protein. The record is from RefSeq and is a predicted model, not a curated record. NCBI's taxonomy places the organism in Eukaryota, Metazoa, Chordata, Mammalia, Eulipotyphla, Soricidae. The coding region runs from base 472 to 1569 and encodes 365 amino acids. The transcript has a single exon. Gene Ontology annotation, biological process: neuron fate commitment.